Messenger RNA from Hibiscus syriacus, 991 nucleotides. Its product is annotated as proteasome subunit beta type-6-like. Gene Ontology annotation, cellular component: proteasome core complex. The record is from RefSeq and is a predicted model, not a curated record. NCBI's taxonomy places the organism in Eukaryota, Viridiplantae, Streptophyta, Magnoliopsida, Malvales, Malvaceae. Bases 81 to 791 code for a protein of 236 amino acids. Gene Ontology annotation, molecular function: threonine-type endopeptidase activity. The transcript has 8 exons.
UCGUCUAGUAUUGUGUUGUAGUGGAAGAAAGAUCUCAAAUUUUGGAUUUUUUUUCGAAGGGGAAGGAAAUCAAAACAAAAAUGGAUCUGAAUAUGAACGUGAACGCUCCUCAUUCUAUGGGCACAACAAUCAUCGGAGUCACCUACAACGGCGGUGUCGUCCUCGGCGCCGACUCUCGUACCAGCACCGGGAUGUAUGUUGCUAACCGGGCAUCUGACAAAAUUACACAGCUCACUGAUAACGUCUACGUUUGCCGUUCUGGAUCCGCUGCUGAUUCUCAGAUUGUUUCCGACUAUGUCCGUUAUUUCCUUCAUCAACAUACAAUACAGGUUGGGCAGCCUGCAACUGUCAAAGUAGCUGCAAACCUUAUCAGGCUACUAUCCUACAGUAAUAAGAACAUGCUUCAAACUGGCCUUAUUGUUGGAGGGUGGGACAAAUACGAAGGUGGUAAAAUAUAUGGAAUUCCUCUUGGUGGAACAUUGAUUGAACAGCCUUUUGCUAUUGGAGGAUCUGGCUCCAGUUAUCUAUAUGGGUUUCUUGAUCAGGCGUGGAAGGAAGGAAUGACAAAGGAUGAGGCUGAGCGACUAGUGGUUAAGGCAGUGUCACUUGCCAUUGCUCGUGAUGGUGCUAGUGGAGGUGUUGUUCGCACAGUCAUUAUCAACUCUGAAGGAGUGACCAGGAACUUCUACCCUGGUGACAAACUUCAACUGUGGCAUGACGAAUUGGAGCCGCAGAAUUCGUUACUGGACAUACUGAACGCUCCUCCCAGUCCUGAACCAAUGAAUAUUUAAUCAAUGGGAGCCAUCUACAAUUUUAGUUUUAGGCUGUCUUCAGCUGCAGGCUUUUCUAUUUUUAUUUUUUUGUUUCUAAAACUGGAAGUUUUAUGUUUAGUUGGAGUUAAAAUCAUGAUAUAUGUUUCUCUUUCUGUUGUGGCUUUGAGACCGAUGGAAAUUCAGUUUCAUUGAAAUGCUCACUAAAAUGAUUGGUGUUA